This is a messenger RNA of Gossypium raimondii (Peruvian cotton), 1620 nucleotides long. RefSeq names its product aminomethyltransferase, mitochondrial. The transcript has 4 exons. Gene Ontology annotation, biological process: glycine decarboxylation via glycine cleavage system. Gene Ontology annotation, cellular component: mitochondrion. The coding region runs from base 219 to 1442 and encodes 407 amino acids. Gene Ontology annotation, molecular function: aminomethyltransferase activity; protein binding. Lineage: Eukaryota; Viridiplantae; Streptophyta; Magnoliopsida; Malvales; Malvaceae. The record is from RefSeq and is a predicted model, not a curated record.
AGCCCUCCUUCACCCGCUAAUUUACUAUCAAUUGAUCCUAUUAUUUUUUUAAAUUUUUUUAAUACUGCCAAUGGAUGUCUUCCACCCAUAUAUAAAAGGCUAUCCUUUUUUUUAUCUCUUAGCUGAGCAAUGUUCUAUUGUGCUAUCUGAAUUGCUCUCUUUUGAGUUUUGAAGAAGAAUAACGCAAAGAAAGGUUCUUUAUUUUUCAACUUUAGAAGAUGAGGGGAAGUCUUUGGCAUCUUGGGCAAUCGAUUACACGCCGUGUAGCUCAGGCUGACAAGAAGGCUGCAGCACGUCGAUUCUUUGCUUCAGAAGCUGAUCUGAAAAAGACUGUUCUUUAUGACUUCCACGUUGCUCAUGGUGGGAAGAUGGUCCCAUUCGCUGGAUGGAGCAUGCCAAUCCAGUACAAGGACUCGAUCAUGGACUCUACGGUGAAUUGCAGGCAGAAUGGUUCACUCUUUGACGUUUCUCAUAUGUGUGGGUUGAGCCUUAAGGGAAAGGACUGUGUUCCAUUCCUUGAAAAGCUCGUCAUUGCUGAUGUUGCUGGACUCGCCCCUGGAACGGGAACACUAACUGUUUUUACAAACGAGAAGGGAGGGGCGAUUGAUGAUUCCGUGAUCACCAAAGUGAAGGAUGAUCACAUUUACCUAGUUGUGAAUGCAGGCUGUAGGGAUAAAGAUCUGGCUCACAUCGAAGAGCAUAUGAAGGCAUUCAAGUCCAAAGGUGGGGAUGUCUCAUGGCACAUCCAUGAUGAGAGAUCUCUCCUAGCUCUCCAGGGUCCUCUCGCUGCACCAGUUCUUCAACAUCUUACAAAGGAAGAUCUGAGCAAGCUAUAUUUUGGGGAAUUCCGUAUAAUGUAUAUCAAUGGUGCAUUAUGCUUUCUUACUCGAACGGGGUACACUGGUGAAGAUGGAUUUGAAAUCUCAGUUCCCUCUGAAAAUGCCGUGGAUCUUGCUAAAGCAAUCUUGGAGAAAUCUGGAGGGAAGGUUAGGUUGACAGGACUUGGAGCUCGAGACAGUCUCCGACUUGAAGCCGGGCUGUGUUUAUAUGGUAAUGACAUGGAGCAACAUAUAACACCAGUGGAGGCUGGACUGACCUGGGCCAUAGGGAAGAGGAGGAGAGCAGAAGGUGGAUUCCUAGGAGCUGAGGUAAUCCUUAAACAACUGGAAGAGGGGCCGUCAAUCAGGCGAGUUGGCUUCACCUCCAAUGGUCCACCUCCUCGAUCCCACAGUGAGAUUCAGGACGAGAAAGGGAACAACAUUGGUGAAAUCACCAGCGGAGGAUUUAGUCCUUGCCUUAAGAAGAACAUAGCAAUGGGAUACGUGAAAUCUGGGUUACACAAGGCAGGCACCAAAGCUAAGAUUUUGGUAAGGGGAAAGGCCUAUGAUGGGGUUGUCACGAAAAUGCCAUUUGUACCUACAAAAUAUUACAAACCAUCCUAAGAUCAAUUUUACAUUUCAGGCUCAGCUCCAACAUAUUUCUCCUUGGCUCCAGUUAUCGAGUUUCCUUGUUUCCUGUAAACUUUUAAGCCCCUGCAAUUAAUGCUAAUGGGUCUGGUUUUUCUAUUAACUGACAGGGCAUGCUAUGGUUUGUUAAUUUAUCGCGUGUUAAAUUUAAUUA